This is a messenger RNA of Camelina sativa (false flax), 1357 nucleotides long. NCBI's taxonomy places the organism in Eukaryota, Viridiplantae, Streptophyta, Magnoliopsida, Brassicales, Brassicaceae. The record is from RefSeq and is a predicted model, not a curated record.
AUGGUGGUUGUUGGUCGGCGACGGUGGCCGGAAAAUGUAGCCGGAGAAGUUGGUCGGAGGUGGUGGCCGGUGGUGGUUGCCGGAGUUCGCUGGAAGUCACCGGAAAAGGUCGCCGGAAGAGGAAAACUAUACCCUAAAAGAUUGUACAUUGAGAACCCAAGUGGUGAUGGUGAUAAAGAGGUGAAGGUGGUCGCCGGAGGUGAUUGCCGGCGGUGGUUGCCGGAGGUGAUGGGGGCUGGAGAUAGGUUUUGGGUUAAGAGACGAUCUCCGGUGAAUCUUGAGAAAACCCUUUUCACUUUGAUCGGAAAUAUAGUGUCUAGGAUCGGGUUCGGGAUCAAUCUCUGUGAGUGUGACUUCGUUGAUGAAGAUAGGAUCGUUGAUCUUGUGCACAAGUUUGAGGAGGUCAUAGAAGAUUCUCUGUUCUCUGAUUUCUUUCCCGGAAGAAUCGGUAGGCUCAUCGACCGGAUCUCCGGUCAGAACAAGAGGUUAACCAAUCUUUUCUCGGAACUAGACACUUUCUAUCAGAAUAUUCUCGAUCAUCAUCUCAAGCCUGGAAGAGAGAGGUCCUAUAUCAUUGACGUGAUGAUCGAUAUGAUGAAGAAGCAAGAGAAAGAUGGAGACGCUUUCAAGUUCACCACAGAUAAUCUCAAAGGGAUGAUCGCGGACAUUUUUAUAGCAGGAGUAGGCGCAAGCGCUGCCACAGCGGUAUGGGCAGUGACCGAGCUGAUCAGAAACCCGAAAGUGAUGAAGAAAGUGCAAGACGAGAUUCGGACAACACUUGGGGAUAAGAAGGAGAGAAUCACAGAAGAAGAUCUAAACCAACUUCGCUACUUUAAGCUCAUGGUCAGGGAGGUAUUCAGGUUACAUCCAUCAUCUCCACUCUUGCUCCCAAGAGAGACACUGUCUCAUGUCAAGAUCCAAGGCUACGACAUUCCUGCCAAAACACAGAUCAUUAUCAACGCUUAUGCGAUUGCUCGUGAUCCAAAACUAUGGGAGAACCCAGAUGAGUUUAACCCUGACAGGUUUCUUGACAGUUCUAUAGAUUAUAAAGGACUAAACUUUGAGUUUAUUCCGUUUGGAUCUGGUAGGAGAAUAUGUCCAGGGAUGACAACGGGAAUCAUGCUUGUUGAGUUGGCAUUGUUGAAUUUGCUUUACUUCUUUGAUUGGGGAUUGCCGGAGAUGGAUGAAGCCAACGAGAUCGUCACUGGAAAGGAAGAUGUUCUCAUUUUCGUUCAAGUUCUUCGCCACUGAUUGUAUGUACUACGUACACUAGAUUCAAAAGAUAAUAAAUGAAAGUUGUACAAUUAAAGCAUUGGUCACUUGGUUUCUUAAAUAAGAAAUAAAAGUUGUGUGUCUA